Acomys russatus (golden spiny mouse) is the source of this 1709-nucleotide messenger RNA. RefSeq names its product septin 5 (gene Septin5). Bases 267 to 1403 code for a protein of 378 amino acids. The transcript is spliced from 11 exons. Gene Ontology annotation, molecular function: GTPase activity; molecular adaptor activity; GTP binding. Gene Ontology annotation, biological process: cytoskeleton-dependent cytokinesis; regulation of exocytosis. Gene Ontology annotation, cellular component: cell division site; septin ring; microtubule cytoskeleton. Lineage: Eukaryota; Metazoa; Chordata; Mammalia; Rodentia; Muridae. The record is from RefSeq and is a predicted model, not a curated record.
GCUCCAGUGCGCGAGCCGCCGCUGAGCUUCGACGCGGCCACAGCUCGCGGCCUCCGCGCAAAGGCCAAGGAAUGGCUCGCACGACUUCUGAAGUCAGCGGCCUACCAGGUGGGCGACGCUCCCUCUCGGGGCCUCAGUUCUCGGAUCUUAAAAACCCGAGCCAAAAGAGGGCUUAAGAGCAAAUUUGCCCAGCACGGCUCACUCGAGAUCGCUGGCCCCGACUGGCCUGACCCCGGUAUAGGGUCGGAUCGAGGCAGGUGGCUGCGAUGGACUCACUGGCAGCACCCCAGGACCGCCUGGUGGAGCAGCUGCUGUCGCCGCGCACCCAGGCCCAAAGGCGGCUCAAGGACAUUGACAAACAGUACGUCGGCUUCGCCACACUGCCAAACCAGGUGCACCGCAAGUCAGUGAAGAAGGGUUUUGACUUCACCCUCAUGGUAGCAGGUGAGUCCGGCCUGGGGAAAUCUACCCUUGUCCAUAGCCUCUUUCUGACUGACCUGUACAAGGACCGGAAGCUGCUGAGCGCCGAGGAACGCAUCAGCCAGACGGUAGAGAUCUUGAAGCACACCGUUGACAUCGAGGAGAAGGGAGUCAAGCUGAAGCUCACUAUUGUGGACACGCCCGGCUUUGGGGAUGCUGUGAACAACUCUGAGUGUUGGAAACCCAUCACCGACUACGUGGACCAGCAGUUUGAGCAGUACUUCCGUGAUGAGAGCGGCCUCAACAGGAAGAACAUCCAGGACAACCGGGUGCACUGCUGCCUGUACUUCAUCUCCCCCUUCGGACAUGGGCUGAGACCGGUGGACGUGGGCUUCAUGAAAGCACUGCACGAGAAAGUGAACAUUGUCCCACUCAUCGCCAAGGCAGACUGCCUGGUCCCCAGCGAGAUCCGGAAGCUGAAGGACAGGAUAAGAGAGGAGAUUGACAAGUUUGGGAUCCAUGUAUACCAGUUUCCAGAAUGUGACUCCGAUGAAGAUGAAGACUUCAAGCAACAGGACCGGGAACUGAAGGAAAGUGCGCCCUUCGCUGUCAUCGGCAGCAACACUGUGGUGGAAGCCAAGGGGCAGCGGGUCCGGGGUCGGCUGUACCCCUGGGGGAUCGUAGAAGUGGAGAAUCAGGCUCACUGCGAUUUUGUGAAGCUUCGCAACAUGCUCAUCCGCACUCACAUGCACGACCUCAAGGAUGUGACGUGCGAUGUGCACUACGAGAAUUACCGCGCCCACUGCAUCCAGCAGAUGACCAGCAAGCUCACGCAGGACAGCCGCAUGGAAAGCCCCAUCCCUAUACUCCCACUACCCACGCCGGAUGCGGAAACCGAGAAGCUCAUCAGGAUGAAGGAUGAAGAGCUAAGGCGCAUGCAGGAGAUGUUGCAGAAGAUGAAACAACAGAUGCAAGACCAGUGACACCCUGCCCCAGCCCUACACCAACAAGGAUAGAGGGCUGCCUGUUUCCGGGCUGGCCCCUCCUACCCCUGGAUCCCAGACUGUCGAGGAUUCCACCCUGGGUUCAUCUGGAUUUCAGACGGCCUGGACCUAACCCUAAUCCAAAGUGGCUUUGACCAAACUGUUCAGAUCUGGAGCCACGGAGCCACCGCCCCCAGAUGACCCUAAUUUAUUCUCAGCAUCCACCCUUCCUAGUCCUUUGUAUCUACUUCCAGAGUGGUCCGAACCACAGCCCCUCCCCAAGCCCCUGCUCCCACCCCACCCGGC